AAGUUAUAAAAAUAUGGUGUUUUGUGGUUCAAAACGCAAAGGAUCUCAAGUAGAUCCAGGUGUAUGCUCCCGUUUCCUGACACUUCGCCUUGGCGAUAAAAUAGACUGAUUGAAACGUACUGAUCCUAUGCAACUAGUGUUUGGUGCAUCUGCGUGAAAUUUAUGAACAAACAAUUGGCCAAACGCCAAUUUAAGUUUAUGUGAAGUUUAAGAGUGAGAAAAUAUAUAUUGAAAGGUUUUGAUACUAUGUAUUAGUAAUCGUUAGUAGCGGCAGAUAGUAGAACGUUACGCAUGGGAAACCCUGCAUGUAAAUAACCUACAACAGAACGAUAUGACCUUGAUCGAAUUUAGUAACUUCUGAACCGCAGAUCGUGAUGUGAAAUGUUUAUCUUUGAAAUUGGUUCUGCCAUUUUUAAUUUUAUUUCAAUGUUCUUGUGAUUACAAGUGAGUGUAGUUGAACGGAGCGUAUAUAAUACAUAUUGAACUUUUUUUCUGCAGCAAAAAUACUUGCUCAAACAUUUUCCGAGCACUUUAACCACGUGUAAGCACUAACCGACAUGGCGGACCUAUCCAAAAAGGAAUGGGAACAUUACGAGCGCCCCGAGCAGAGCCACGUAUUCAAGCAGAUCGCCACUGUCAUGCGAAAGGGUAUCUCCCCAGAGGAAGUGGCUGAAUUCUACAGCAAGUGGGCGGGCGACCUUGAGUAUGAAAAGGAACUUCCGGCCGACGUGUACAACGCGCCAAUAGUGACGGCGGAGGCGGCGGCGGAUGGACUGACUGAAGUACAGCGAGCGGAGGCGCGGGUGUUGGACGUGGCCGCCGGAACCGGCAUGAGCGGAGACCGGCUGCGCGCGCACGGCUUCCGGCACGUGGACGCCCUGGAUCCAUCGGAAGGGAUGUUGGCCAAGGCCCGGGAGAGGGAGCUGUACGAUAAAUAUAUAUGCGCCUUUAUAACCGACCAACCUCUGGAUAUACCCGAAAAUACUUAUGACGUGCUGACAGUGAGCGCGGGUCUGGGGGAGGGGCACAUCAAGUGUUGCGCACUCACAGAGAUGAUCCGCCUUGUAAAACCAGGUGGCGUAAUAGUGAUCGUGACGCGUUUCCAGCACCUGGAGUCGGUUGAGGAGUAUCGUGGGCGGCUAGAGCCGCUCAUGGACCAAUUCGAAAAGGAAGGCCGUUGGCGCCGUAUGGAGCGGCGCGUGUUUCCGGGAUUCUUCCUGGACAAGGAGGGAAUAUUGUGGAAGUACCAGGUCUGCUAGAUCAAGCACCGAUCGUAAAUUGUUGCGUUGUGAUUGCAUUGACUACGUUGACAUAGGAAUGAAGUUAUUACGCAUUCAUGGUUAUAAGGAAUUAAUAGUCAUUGCACAUACAUAUUACGUUUGUUUACUGUUGUGGUUGCUAAUGCAUAAGCACUAUGUGUUCAGUACUUAGCCUUAGAAAUGCUAUUGGUAUUUAUCACUGAACGUUUAGUUUAUCUGAUUGUAUCGCGUAAAAUACUCAAUUUUUUUUUUCAUUCGAAAUAGUGAUUUGUCAUCCCUCCAUGUUGCAAAAAUGAUAUUACACACAUAUUAACUCAACUUUUGACUGUUUUCCCUAUCUCUUCUCGUUCUUUCUAAGCCGAAAAUUUGGGCGUUUUUUCCUUCUUGAAGGCGCGGUUUAGACAUUAUAUCAAGUAACUCCUCUUGUUUUGGUGCUCUUCGAGUGAACAAAAUUGAAUACGUUAUCCCUUCUACAUUAUUGACAGUUCAGACAUUUGCGUUGUGUUAAUCAAUGAAAUCGAUUUACAAAAAGUGUGGCUGUGAUAUUUUGUUUUACGGCUCAAAAAUAACAGAACAGAACAGAA
Molecule: messenger RNA, 1843 nt
Organism: Mya arenaria
Lineage: Eukaryota; Metazoa; Mollusca; Bivalvia; Myida; Myidae
Product: methyltransferase-like protein 27
Exons: 6
Coding region: 558-1259 (233 amino acids)
Source: RefSeq, a predicted model, not a curated record